Molecule: messenger RNA, 3044 nt
Organism: Mizuhopecten yessoensis (Yesso scallop)
Lineage: Eukaryota; Metazoa; Mollusca; Bivalvia; Pectinida; Pectinidae
Product: ras-related and estrogen-regulated growth inhibitor-like
Exons: 5
Coding region: 795-1487 (230 amino acids)
Molecular function (GO): GTP binding; GTPase activity
Source: RefSeq, a predicted model, not a curated record
UCAGUCCGAAGCUGUAUGUUAUAUAGCAACAGGCGAAUGUAGGCUUACAAAACAGUAUUUACUCGGCUCAAACAGUAGCAUACCGGGGAAAACUUACGGAGUUGUAAAUAAUUUACAAGGACACGACUAUCCAGGAAUGACAUAUCGAGAUUAGUUUUCUAUGUAUUGAUUUUAUUUUUAUUUUUCAUUUUAACACGCUGAGUUAAUAUCACGGAGCUACAAAUCUUUUAAGCUACAGUUGACAAGUGUGAAGGUUGAGAGUCCUUACCAUGGAAAUAUGACUGGCGUUGAGGCCUAUCUUAACCGCUGAUAGUUAAAUUUGUUCUGUGAUACGGUAUAUCCUGCCGUAGUAUAUUAUACCCUUCACACUUAAGAAAUGCCAGUAGACGAUGACAGGCGGCUUCUCUAACACUACAGAUAGAAGAAAUUCUUGCUAAAGUACGGAGUUCUCCGAGUACACACAUAGACCGACCCCGUCAACUUAUCAUUUACCUAAUUGGUUGAACGGGAAUAUUUUUGUCGAAUCUGAAGUGCUUUAGUUUCCUAUGUGGAAGUGUUGUGAUUCUCCGACCCAUCUGAUUAUUUAGAAAUUUAGAAAUAUUUAUUUCAAAAUAUUUCCGGAUCUUUUUCUUUAAUAGCAUUUGAACCAAAUGUUACUUCGUCAUUGAGUAAGUUUAAGCGAAUCUGUGUGAUAUUUUUGGAAUGUGAUAUUUGCGAGGGAUAUUUGUGACGGGAUAUUUACACCUGUACACAAGCUACUGUAAGCAAGAGGAAUCCUCACGUGGCCACGUGUGAUGCACGAUCUAAGCAUUAAGAACAAAACAAUGAAUGGCUCACGUUACCGUAGCAACGGAAGUGACAGCAAGGACACCAUUUUCAAGGUGGUUUUGUUGGGAUGUCCAGGUGUCGGUAAGACAGCUCUUACGGUACGUUUCCUGACCAAGCGUUUUAUCGGCGAGUACUGCCCUACACUAGAAAGCAUCUAUAAAUACCGGACGAAUUUUGAUGACGAUGAGGUCAAAAUGGAAAUUCUAGACACCGCUGGACAGAUGGAAGAAGGAUGGAAGGACGGGUAUGCAUUGUGGGGAGAUUGUUUUGUGUUCGUGUAUUCCAUAACGGACAAGGACAGUUUUGAUGAAAUCAUCAACAUUAAGCGUCAGGUAGAAAACGUUCGCCAUUCCACCGCCAUUAGCGGUAUCCUAGUGGGAAACAAGUCGGACUUGCUCCACGAUCGUCAGGUUCCUGUAAACCAUGGUAUGGAAUUGGCGGACGAAAUUGGCUGUAAAUUUUACGAGGUAUCUGCCGCUGACUGGACACAGGUUUCCGUAAUUUCGGACAUGUUCCAAGACUUAUUUCGCGAGUGUAGGCGAGCUAAAAACGCGCGUGAAGGAAGACAGCGGAAGGCGAGUUCGUCCGUUCGAUUCAAACAGGCCAUACAGAAAGUGAUUUCCGGGAAGGCCCCAGCUCGGCGGACACUCAGUGCCUGAUAGUGGUGGUGCAGAAAGAAGUUUUUAUGUGAUAUUUAUUUUAAUUCCAUGGAUUAUAUUUUGAUUAAUAAAUUCGAUAAUUUGGAGCAUAAUUCUAUCAGCAAUAACAACAUCGAUGUCUUACUACGCAUGAGCAGUUUCCGCUUCCGGUGUCACACAACCCGCCAAACUGUUAAGGCAACAUCAUUUAAAGAAAUCACAGCGUUCGCCGACAGUCUCCCUGGUGGCUAUGAUAGGGAAUCUGACAGAGUGCUGGUGUAUACGGCAGUAGAGGAAUCAGACGGUUAUUCUCAACACUCGGGUCUGUUUAUAUCAUGGACGUGUGGUCAUUAUUCACCAGCUUUCCGGAAUGAAUCAUACAGGGAAUUUGCAACUUUAGUUUUUCUUUCAAUCUUGCGCACAAAGUACGCAUAUGUCACACGUAUUUUUACAGCUGUGAACAAGUGCACGAGACGAUGUGCUAUUUUAUACAUGGGAUACCACAGUCUGCAUAUCGUGUCGUUUUAUACACGUGUCUGUGCUGUUUCAUUUUCUCGCGUGGUGCAUAUGUGUAAAGAUGUACAAUGUUUCACUUCCUGCCUUAAACUGUUUUCAGAAGUUAGUUUACCGAAGACGAAAUUUCUCAGUGUGUCGAAUUACCGGUUUAUGAUACCCUGGAAUAGACAUAUCGACAUAAUUUAUGGAAAGCAUGCGAAUUUGUUCUGAAACGGACACAAUGAUAGUUUAAGGAUGUAUACUUUAUCACAGUGUCUUAUACCUCCUUGAUCAGAAAGCUGAAAGUUACACAGGAAUUGAUGACGCAAUAGAAAUAACACAAGAAUUGAUGACAAGUUGACAACACUCGGGAAAAUCUUACCAGAUGGACUUAUUAAAGGGAGAUAACUCUUACCCGAAAUCACGUAUACGAUUGUAAGUGGCAUAUACCCUUAAAUGAAUUAACACAGUGUCUCGACGAGGAUGUGAUGAGAAAUAUUCUGACGCGUGUACUAGAAUUCCAGUUACUCUUGAUUAUAAAUAUCGGAUACUGCUGAUGUUUGUAGGAUGAUGGUGUUUGGAUGAACAACAACGCUACGAAGUCUUUCAUAGUUUGAUGACGUGAUCCCUUUUGUGUGACGCACAUUUCUAUUAACUAUUAUUGGUGUUCUUCUGACCUGUCUGGGACCUUAACGAGUGUGACAAUAUUAAGAUUAUACGAAACGGUGAGACUGAGUCAAUUGUGAGUCCAAACAAUUGGACAAAAAAAAGAUAUAUAAGAAAUAACGUCGAAAUGAUAAUCCCACACCUCGUUUUGAACAUGACAAUGGCAUCUUAGGCAGGUAACAAAAACACUUAUCAUGAAAAUGGUCAGUUAAAAGUUGAAAGUAGGUAAGUUAUUUAUUUUGAAAGAGCUUAAAAGUUAUCAGAUAAAUUCAAUCAUUUGACGAUGGCCGUUCAGUGUGCUAGAUCAAAGUAUUUGCUUUUGAGACGACCUCUGCGGUGAAAAUGUGAUACGUUACUUACUGUGAGAGAGUUGAUGAUUAAAAUUAAUUUAACAAACAUUCCGGUGUUCUGUUCAUG